GUCCAGCUUUGACCCACCUCUCACAUACUCACCUCUCCCUCCUACUCCUCUCUUCAUCAGUGUCCACUUUGGAUGAAGAAGUGAACAUGUCGUACACUUAUUGGACCUUUCUGGUGCUCCUCACUGUGCUCCUUGCACUCUCCCUGUCUCCACAGGCUGACUCUGCAGCUGUACCCGGCAGCCAGGAUGUUGCUAAGGAGCCACAAGGUCCGCUGAGGAGGAUCUUCAUGAAAGAGGCCGACGCAUCGACCUUCUUCAGGAGGCGCAGCAGGCGGGCGGUGAAGUCACCCGAUGAGCUGAAUGCUGAGCAGAGGCAGGUUCUGGCUGCAGACGAGCGCAGGAGAGAGUUCCAUGAGGAGAAAAGGAAUGAGUUUGAGAGCCACGCUGAAGAGGACAAUGACGAACAAAACGAGAGGACUCGAGAGAGCACGGAGCAGUGGAGGGAGUUCCACUACGACGGGAUGCAUCCUCCUUAUGAAUACAACCGUCAGAGCAACUGAGGGUGUGGAUAAAUUGGAUUCAAUCAGUUAGUCUUGCUUGUAACUCCCUUGUAGUUUUUGGUCAAAGACGCAAAGACACGUACAAACAAGCUUUUUUUUUUAAUACAUAACAUUUGUGCAUCAACAUGCAACACAUGCAUUAGGAGGACUUCUGUUUUGUCCUAUAUUUUGGUGCUUUGUGAAGGAAGACGACAACAUUGAUAAAAAAGAAGCAUUCAAGACUCCAGUAAACUUUUCAGAUUUGUAUUUACAGCAAACUCAGGCUCAGUCUUAUUUAUUUAGUCAUCAUUAAUCUGUUUUGUACCAUAAAUAACUACACUUAAUUUCAAAAUAUUAGUCUGCGUUCACACUUGUGGUUGGGUACUCAUAUUCAUUCAUUCAUUUUCUACCGCUUUUUCCUCACGAGAGUCGCAGGGGAUGCUGGAGCCUAUCCCAGCUGUCUAUGGGCGAGAGGCGGGGUACACCCUGGACUGGUCGCCAGCCAAUCACAGGGCACAUAUAGACAAACAACCAUUCACACUCACAUUCAUACCUAUGGACAAUUUGGAGUCACCAAUUAACCUAGCAUGUUUUUGGAAUGUGGGAGGAAACCGGAGUACCCGGAGAAAACCCACGCAUGCACGGGGAGAACAUGCAAACUCCACACAGAGAUGGCCGAGGGUGGAAUUGAACCCUGGUCUCCUGGCUGUGAGGUCUGCACGCUAACCACUAGACCGCCGUGCCGCCCGUGGACAUAUUACUUUAGCAAAAUGUCAUCUGCGGGGUUGAAUAUGUAGGUUUAUAGUCUAGCAGUACACGCUUCAAUUUCAUAAAAAAACUUCUAAAAUAGACUUUUAAACAGCAGCAUUGUUACAUACACACAGGGAGACAACACAUCCAAUACAUUGUCAGUUACAUAUUUGUCUUUUUAGUAUCUUUUUAACACUGGUCAGAGCCUCUGAUUUGCAUUGGAGCACAUGGGAACCAAACGGAACCACAGUUAACUUACAAGUGGACCGAGACCCGUCUUUUAAGUGGUUACGGCUCACUUGCUUAGUGGAUGACCACGUUCCCACUUGACAAAACAAACCAUAAUCCCAGCAGAGCAAACAUACCAGAGUUCCUUUUACCCAAACCAAACAUGGCAAGUGUGAACGCACCAGCAUAAGUUCUUACUCUCAUGAUGGAGAGAAAAAACAAAAACGAAAAAAAAAAACGAGUCUUUCUGCUAAAUUCAACAGGCCGGUAUGAAGGCAAAAGCAAACAAGUAUCAGAAGCGGAGAACGACUUGUACAAUCAACGCUUCUUCUUUGUUUUUUGCAGACAUGUAUUCACAAUUCAAAUACUUUGCAACUAUAAUUCCAAGUUUUAAAGGGAAACAAGUUAUCCAGCACAAGUUACAGCAAGAUACAGAUAGUAACAUUGUUUGUUUACACAAAGAAAGCAUGGUGAAAUCUAUUGGCACAUUAGAGUAAUAUGCAGUUACACAGUGUAGGUUGUACAAGGGUUGGGGUUUGGUUUGCUUCAAGCACAUCCCUGAGAAGUCAUGGCCUUCAAAGUCUUUUACAUCAAAAUAAAACUUGAUUCGCUCUUUAUCGUUCGCUGCAGUAGUGUUUCCGUUGGAAAAUAAAUAAUCCCACAGUUGAGGUUGUGUUUCACUUUUACAGCAAAGCGCACACAGAAAAAAAAAAAUAUGUCGGGACCCUGUGAGCCACCGUAGCAAAAAGCGAAGAUGAUAGAGGC
This is a messenger RNA of Doryrhamphus excisus (bluestripe pipefish), 2222 nucleotides long. RefSeq names its product upper zone of growth plate and cartilage matrix associated b (gene ucmab). Gene Ontology annotation, cellular component: extracellular matrix. The record is from RefSeq and is a predicted model, not a curated record. Lineage: Eukaryota; Metazoa; Chordata; Actinopteri; Syngnathiformes; Syngnathidae. Gene Ontology annotation, biological process: regulation of osteoblast differentiation; embryonic skeletal system development.